Molecule: messenger RNA, 2736 nt
Organism: Schizosaccharomyces osmophilus
Lineage: Eukaryota; Fungi; Ascomycota; Schizosaccharomycetes; Schizosaccharomycetales; Schizosaccharomycetaceae
Gene: cnt6
Product: centaurin ADP ribosylation factor GTPase activating protein family
Exons: 3
Coding region: 1-2736 (911 amino acids)
Molecular function (GO): GTPase activator activity
Source: RefSeq, a predicted model, not a curated record
AUGAAUGGAAAUGAUACCUAUUUAACAUCCAUUGAUAUCUUUAAUACUAAUGAUGGAUCUGUACUAUCUUUAAUUCCUGAAAACAAUGGAAUGCUGAUGCCUGCUUCACAUAGCAAGCGAAGGCUAUUCGAUAUGACAUAUGACACUUUGACCAAGCUGUUUCUUUUACAGCUUGAAUGCCAAACCUCUCCCAUUUUCCGACUCUAUUUCAAUCCGAAGGUUGCUAAUUUAAAGCAAGAAAACAAAAGGUUUUUUGUCCUUAACUGUGAAUCUAUCGCGUCCUUGAAUAGUUUUCUUACUCAAGUAAUUUCGUAUGAUGAGCUAUGUCUUCAACAAAACGUCUCUGAAGUGACAACGUCAUUCGAGACAAAAGAUGAUGAUUAUAAUUUUACUUGGGACUGGAAACCUGCUAUUCGCGGCUCCUUGGAGGAUGGUUACGUUAAUUAUUCCUGCUUAGCUAUUUAUUCGUUUGAGACCGAAUGUUUAGUUCCUAUAAACAAGUUUUUCCAUCACGUAAAAUCGGCCCCAUUACAAGACUUUGAAGAUACUCCUAUUUCAUUUGAUUCUCCUACAAAAGUAUUGUCCCAAACUGCUGAAAAUGGGUUGCCUCAAAGUCCUAAAUCUUUCCCUAAAACAGCUGUCUACAGUUCGAAAACAACUUUAUAUCCUGAGACCUAUGAAGACAAUCCCCUUUUUCGAUUUGUUUUACAUGAAUUAGAACAGAAGUCAUCUUCCAUGAAGUUGUAUUAUAAAAAAGUAAUGAAACGAGUCACGCAGGCCAGUUCUGCUUUUGAAGAAUCCGAGUAUGCUUUUAAACGAUUAUCGGCCGCUCUAAACGAAGCAUCUUCCCAUACUACAAUAGCUUCACAACAGAUUCUAAAUGAGUUUUUGCUGCGCUCAUUUGAGCUUGAGGUUAUCGUCCUGCGACACAUGAAAGCUGACUUUAUGAAUUAUUUACAUGAUCCUUUACAUAAAAUAUAUUCAACGUCUAUUAAGCUCGUUGACGAUAAGAGAGUUGAAUUCGAAGAACAAAGUAAGAGUUAUUACACUUUGCUGUCUCGCUUUAUGUCUUCUCGUAAAGAUUCAAAGUUAUCUGAAUCUGUCUUCUAUGCAAAAGAGAAACGCUUCACCCUACAACGUUAUGAAUAUUAUUGUUUUAUGCAAGAUCUUCAAAGUGGCGCUACUAUGAGUGAAAUAAAUGAAGUUUUUUUAAAAUUUGUGAGUCGACGGUUCGACAGGUUAUCCGACUAUAUAGAAUCGUUUAAAGUUUUAACACCUCAACUACAACAACAAAUGUCGAAAUUAGAAGCUUGCAAAUGGGAUCUUGCAUAUAAAGAAAAAUGCCAGAGGAAGCAACGGUCGGCUUUGAUGAUGAAAAAAGUCCGACCAAAGUCUAUGUUUGCUUCCCCAAUCUCACCUUCCUCUGAUGUGUCAGACAACUCAGAUUUUACUGCAUACAGCCCAUCACAUUCUUCUUCGUCUGGAGAUUCUCAAAAAGUCAUUACUCCUACAUCAAAUGCUAACAACCCAGGUUUAAUAUACAAGGAAGGACUUUUGUUUGUCUUUACUGCCUCUGAAUUGGGAGCCGAAUUAGCAGCCCACAGUAAAGCAGCCUGGCAUAAAUACUGGGUUGCCGUCAAGGAUGGUCAUGUACUGGAGUAUGCAAAUUGGAAAGAUUCCGAAAAGAUCAGUGUGUAUUCGAUUUCACUACGAAAUGCCUCUGUAAAAAAAUUAAGAAAACAGCCUAGGAAAUAUUGUUUAGAACUGGUAUCUCCAAAAACAAAGCGCUUAUAUCAAGCGACUUCUGAAACUGAUUUGGAUAGUUGGAUUAGUUCCAUUAAUGAUUCCAUAAUAUCCUUAAGUAAGCAAUCUUCUUUGGAUGACUCUUUCAGAUUUUCUGAGGAACCGUCCAUUUCUAAGGAGUUUUCAACUUUGCCUGUAGAGCGCGUUCGCUUGACUCGCAAAAUCAGUGGUUCAGGAAUAAGGAAGGCAUUCACCCGAAAAGGCUCUUGGAAUUUUCCCCAACUUUUUCGAAGUGCGAGUACAAAUACAAAAACUAUUGAGGAUUUAGAAAAAUAUCACGCAAGUGCAAACAUUUUCAUCCAAAUGUUGGAAAGAAUCGAUCCAGAGAAUUCUAUUUGUGCUGAUUGUGGUUCUACUAAAGACGUGACAUGGUGUUCUAUCAACAUUCCAGUAAUAUUGUGCAUUGAAUGUAGCGGAGUUCAUCGUUCGCUUGGUUGUCACAUUUCAAAGACACGUUCCCUUUUAUUUGACUCUCUUUCGCAACAGCUUAAGCUUCUAUUGUCUCGGGUAGGGAAUUCAGCUGUAAACCGUGUCUAUGAAGCAAGAGUAAAUUCAUUCUCAGGCAAGCCUUUCCCUGAUAGCGAUACGGAGGUGAAAAGUAUGUUUGCUAAAAGAAAGUACGUUGAACAUGCUUUUAUGGAUCUGUCAUCGGUAGACACAGGACAAUGUCUCAUGGAGGGUCUAAGGAUGAAUGAGACAGAAAAGGUUUUGUUAGCACUUGCUGCUCGACCAAACUUCAAAGAGCAGGGAAUUGAUUUUCUUAAAGAAGUAACUCAAGACACGAGCCGCUUACACUAUUUGGAGCUGAUGCUUUUGAACGGAUUAUUACUGCCUACGUCUGAGGAAAUAUCCAAGUUUGCAUGUAAAGACAUGGAAUCAUUAUUACAGCAAAGGCAAUUUGUCAAAUACCGAGAGACAAAUUCUAAGGAAUGA